This is a messenger RNA of Striga asiatica, 4482 nucleotides long. Lineage: Eukaryota; Viridiplantae; Streptophyta; Magnoliopsida; Lamiales; Orobanchaceae. The record is from the annotation of a GenBank genome assembly.
CCCCAUUCCCCUUUUCUUUUCUCAUCUUAUUUUGUUGUAAAGAAGUAAGAAACACAGCAGAGGACGUGCAAUAAAGCACACCCCGAAAGCCAAUUCCUUUUCCGCUCUUUCGUGGCCCUUUUCUUCUACUGAUUCCCUCAAAAAUUGCGCCGAGAACUUAGUCCGAUCAGGCAAUAAUCAUGCGUUUAGCAGACAGAUGAAGGUAUUCCACAUAUUUCGUCACUUAUCGACCACUGUCAAGUUCUGAGUUUGGCGUCAGAUUUAAUAAUCCUGGAUUUACCGAAUUGACAGCUCCUUUUCCGAUAAGGUGCUUUGUCUUUGUUAAUUUCCGAGGUCUGAUGCAUGAAAAUGGAAAGGAGUACAAAAUCAGGAGUGUUGAAGAAGAAAAGUCCUUCGGGAUGUUUGAUUGUCAAGAAGAAAAUUGGGAAUGAGAAUUCAGGAGGGGGCUCAGGGGGUCUGGGUGGCGAUUUUAAGGCAGAAAACAGGGAUAGGUUGGUUGAAACUGAUUCGGGCUUGGGCCCGAGCUCCAGGUCGGGGUCGAGUGAUGAGGAUGUGCCAUUGGAGUUUAUGAGGCGAAAGGUUAAUGAGAGGAAGUUGAAUAAUAGUUUGAAAUCUCAUAAAAGAGAUAAUCUUGAAGACAGAGAGUACGGUGGGGACAGUGUUGGUACUGACAUUAGUAAUGAAAGGAAAAGGUGUAGGUUGGAGUUGUUUGAUUUUGACGAAUAUGACGAAUUUGAACCUAAGAAGAUGAUGAAUUCGUAUUUCGAGAAUAGGUUUAAGACUAUUGAGCAGAAGUACAGCAGGAAUGUGAAGGAAGUUGGUUCUGGCUCAUCUAAUGGGAAUAUUCGAAAUACUGGUAGUAGAAGUCAAAGAGGGUGGAAGGAUGAAAAUGUGAAGAAUGAAAAAAAUAUCGCACUGGUUGAGGAUGGAGAAGAAAUGCCCAUUUCGAUUUUAAAGUCGAAGUUUCAGAAAACGGCUGGCGAGCAAAUCAGGAGGCAGGGGAACAAUGGGGUUUUGAAGGUUAUGGUGAAAAAGAAGAAAAAGGUGGAUUUUCCUUCUCAGACUAAAAAUGAUGACUCUUUUGACCUUAAAGAAAGAAAAGGUUCGAUAUCUGAUGAUGUAGCCAAGGACUUGUUCGCUGACAAUGGGACAAGUGCUGAGAAAAAGAAAGUGGAGAAGAUAAAAGGAGGCAUAAUAGUAUAUAAAUCGAAGAAAAGGAUGAAAAAUGAGGAAGAAAGAUCUUCACCUCCAAAGAAUCCGACUCCUCUGAAAGGUAAAGAAGGAAAAGAAAGCAAAGCCCAGCGUAGUGGGAGUACCGAAAAGCAAAAGCUGCGUGAGAAGAUUAGAAGGAUGUUAGUUAAUGCUGGGUGGACUAUAGAUUAUAGACCAAGGCAUAAUCGAGAUUAUCUAGAUGCUGUCUACAUUAACCCUGGUGGGACAGCCUACUGGUCUAUUACAAAGGCUCAUGACGCACUUAAAAAACAGUUAAAAGAUGAAGAUGGAAAACAUAAUGUGGAACUGGGAUCCCCAUCGUUUGCACCUCUAUCCGAAGAUCUCAUUAAUAAACUUACAAGACAAACCAGAAGGAAAAAAAAGGAUGGAAUCAAAAGGAAAAGAGAAGAAGAUAAGUUUGACGAGACCUUAGAUAGCGAUGAAAAUGAUGUUGAUUCAAUUGAAGGUUCCCCAAAGAGGAAGAGAGACAAAGUUAGAGUUGACAGGUCAUCCAAGGGUUUGAACUCUAAAGCAAUAGAAAGGUGUACCCUUAUGGUCCGUUGUCAUGAUAAUGGGGAUAGCUCGGAUUCUGAUGGAUAUAUUCCAUAUUCUGGGAAGAGAACUGUCUUGACCUGGUUGAUAGACUCUGGGAAAGCAAGCUUACGUGAGAAGGUGCAGUAUAUGAACCGUAAGAGGACUCGGGUCUUGUUAGAAGGGUGGAUCACAAGAGAUGGUAUCCACUGCAGCUGUUGCAGUAAAAUUCUUACUGUGUUAGAGUUUGAGGUGCAUGCUGGUAGCAAUUUGCGCCAGCCAUUUCAGAAUAUAUUCUUGGAGCCUGGUCCAUCCCUUUUGCAGUGCUCACUUGAUGCCUGGAAUAGUCAGGAUAAAUCUUUGCUUCGGGAUUUCUUCAGGGUUGAUGUUGAUGGUGAUGAUCCGGAUGAUGACACGUGUGGAAUUUGUGGGGAUGGGGGUGAUCUUAUCUGUUGUGAUAGUUGCCCUUCGACCUUUCAUCAGAUCUGUUUGGAGAUGCAGGAGCUUCCUUCAGGGGAUUGGCACUGUUCAAACUGUACUUGCAAAUUUUGUGGCAGUGUAAAUGUUUUUGAAGAAAAUGAGAGUGCUGGGGAUGAACUUAACGGAUGCAGCUUCUGUGAGAAAAAAUAUCACAAAUCAUGUGGUGAAAAGGCGGGUGCUCCACCUUUGAGUUCAGGAGGUGCAUCUUUCUGUGGGGUGAAAUGCCAAGAGCUCUAUGAUCAUUUACAGAAGAUCCUUGGAGUUAAACAUGAAUUGGAAGCAGAAUUUUCAUGGUCUCUUAUUCAACGAAAAGACAUAUCUGAUACUUCUCAGUGUGGAUUUCCACUAAGGGUGGAGUGCAACUCUAAGCUAGCUGUUGCAUUAUCUGUCAUGGAUGAAUGUUUCUUGCCCAUUAUUGACAGGAAGAGUGGGAUAAAUUUGAUUCAUAAUGUUGUCUAUAAUUGUGGAUCAAAUUUUAACCGGCUGAAUUAUCGUGGAUUUUAUACGGCUAUUUUGGAGCAGGGUGAUGAAAUAAUAUCUGCGGCAUCUAUCAGGUUUCAUGGUGACCGUUUGGCUGAGAUGCCAUUUAUUGGGACUCGUGCGAUCUAUAGGCGUCAAGGAAUGUGCAGACGCCUUUUAUCCGCCAUUGAAAAAGAACUUUCUUCCCUUAAGGUUGGACAGUUGAUUAUUCCCACCAUAUCAGAGCAUAUGAACACGUGGAUUAGGGAUUUUGAUUUCCAAAAACUUGAGGACGUACACAGGAAAGAAAUAAAGUACAUGAACAUGUUGUUGUUUCCAGGGACAGAUUUGCUACAGAAACAGUUAUUGAAGCAAGAAAACUCUGAUGGCGUGAAGGUCUCUGACUCAAUGAACAAUCAACCUCGCUUGCCCAUUUUAGUCGAAAAGCCCGAAAAACAGGCAAACAAUGAUUCUGUUCACACCCAGGAAGCAACACCCCACAAACCCGAGAUUGAAAUCGAGCAUGAAGAAUUGACCGACUACUUGAAAUGCUCCCCUAUUCCAGCUGAAACCAAUCCGUGCCAAGUCAAAGCUCCUUCCACGGAUUCUGUUAGUGCCGUCACUUUAGAUAGUUCAAAACCUGAAAAUGCUUUGGUUCAUGUCGAGAUUGUUGAAGAUGCUGGCCUAACAAAAACCAAAGAUAAAGGCAAUAAGGGCUCUGACUCAACUAACAAUCAACCCCGGUUGCCCAUUUCUUCUGGAAAGGAAGAUAAACAGGCGAGCAGUGAUUGUGGGCCGUGUCUCGAGCCCAAGGCUAACAGCAAAGUCGAAACAGUAGAUUCUGGUUCUGCAUCACCAACCAUAUCUUCAAUGACUACUCGUGAGGAAGAUAAAGCAGCACCUUCUUCUGUUUUAGGCGCUAAUAGUGAACCUGAGAUUAUUCUUAAGACCCAAGAGGAAACUUAUGUCAAGCUAGAGAUUGAAAUUGAUCAAAAAGGAUUUUCAAAACACUCGAAAUGCUUCCCAAGUCCUGCUGAAAUCAAUGCUCACGAAAUUGAAACUCAUUCCGUGGACUCUGUUAGUGCCGUUACUGUAGAAAGUUCAAAAUCUGAAAAUGCCGAGGUUAAUGUCGGAAUUUCUAAAGAUGCUGGCCUUACUAAAACUGAAGAAGUUUGCAAUGAAUCUCUUCCCAGUACAGAUACAACUAAAGUCAAUGGGAAACCCGAUGAAGAAAAUGGGGCGCCUCAGGCAGUUAAUGGGGAAUUUGCUUCUGUUUCAUGUUGUGAAGAUUCAACUCAGAAUAAAGAUGCAAAUGAAGAUCGUGUCUGAGUGAUGUUCAGAUGAAAACUCGCUAAUUAGCACUUUGACUCGCUUUGGUUCGCAUCUGAAGUUUCCAGAUGGGGACUUGAUAAAUGUUACCCGUCCAUGCCAUUUAUGCUCAUGGUCGAAUAAAGAUGUUAGUUAGCAGGAAAAAGCAAGUUUGAACUGUUCAGUAAGUUAUAAGGCUCGGCCAGCAAACUGAGUAUUCACUUUUAGGUGUAAAAUUACCAUUGCUGUAUUGUACAUGUUAGAUCAUACUAAGAUGUUUCUUGAUAUAGAACACAGUGCUUAUUUUCUUUUACUGCACAGGCUUUAAGCUAUAGUUUGUAGGAUUCUGGACUUUGCCAUUAUGAUUCAGGUAAAGAAAAGAACUUGGAUGAAACUUGCAUCAGAAAGCUGUAAUCUGGAGUCUAUGUGAAGCUUUUUUCUUUUCUGCAGCUAUUUCACUCCCAAUUCUAUGCAGAAACUAUUCGAUUAUCA